Messenger RNA from Parathielavia appendiculata, 2363 nucleotides. Its product is annotated as heme-dependent catalase. Gene Ontology annotation, molecular function: catalase activity; heme binding. Gene Ontology annotation, cellular component: mitochondrion; peroxisome; cytoplasm. The record is from RefSeq and is a predicted model, not a curated record. Gene Ontology annotation, biological process: response to hydrogen peroxide; hydrogen peroxide catabolic process. Bases 272 to 2044 code for a protein of 590 amino acids. Lineage: Eukaryota; Fungi; Ascomycota; Sordariomycetes; Sordariales; Chaetomiaceae. The transcript has 3 exons.
AUCGGGCGUGUGAUGCACGUCUGGGUGGUUACUUUGGAAAUAUAAUACGUCAUCUGACACUACAACCAAGCCGAGACCUCUCUCCCCUCACAACACAGCGUCAUGAUGAUACCUUCGGGUCCACGCGGGGGAACAUUGAAGAGUGGUAUAAAAAUAUAAUGGCUCCUAGCAACAGAUCCUUCAGCGAGGUCUCUUGUUUUCCUUCUAGGCUAUUAGAAUAGCUGGAUUACUACUCUCCUGAAAUCAUUGGCCUCUUCCUCUCAUCGCCAACAUGAGUCUCAACACCAACCAACUUGAUCCCCGCCAGCACCCCUUGAAGGCGGUGGCCACGGCCAUUGGCGCCGGGGUACAGGGUGAAACACGCGGCCCUCGCGUGAGCCACAUGCAGAGCGCCAACGAAGGCCCCGCCGACAUCAUCGGCAAGGUGUCUGGCUGUGUUCCUGGCGGCAAGCGGGAGGACGACAGCCUGUACUUUACCAACAACGAGGGCAUCCCCUUCCCUGAUCCGGCACACAGCAAGACAGUGGGCGGCAUCCCCGUGGCGAGCGAUGUCUUUCUCUUCCAGAAGCAGCAGCACUUCAAUCGCUCCAAGCCUCUGGAGCGGAUGGUACACCCCUGCGGAUCCGGGGCUUUCGGCUACUUUGAGUGCACCAAGGACGUGACUAACGUUACUAAAGCCAAUUUUUUGUCGUCGGUCGGCGAGAAGACGCCCGUCUUUGCUCGAUUCUCGACUGUCACCUUUGGCAGAGAGUUUCCGGAUGAAGGGCGCAACCCUCGAGGAUUUGCCCUCAAGUUCUACACCAUGGAGGGCAACUAUGACAUUGUCGGCCUGAACUUCCCCGUCUUCUUCUGCCGGGACCCGAUUCAGGGGCCCGACGUCAUCCGCUCGCAGUGGCGGAACCCAAAGAACUUUUUGCUCGACUACGAUGCCCUCUUCGACCUCUUGGCCAACACGCCCGAGGCAAACCACGCAGGGCUCAUGUUCUUCAGCGACCAUGGGACGCCCGUGGGCUGGCGCAACAAUCACGGCUACGGCUGCCACACCUUCAAGUGGGUGAACAGCGAGGGCAAGUUCGUCUACAUCAAGUACCACUUCAUCGCCAGGGACGGACAGAAGCAGUUCACCGACGAGGAGGCGAUCCGUAUGUGCGGCGAGGAUCCCGACUUUUCCAAGCGUGACCUCUGGAAUGCCGUCGAGCGCGGCGACCCCAUUGAGUGGACCGCCUAUGUGCAGGUCAUGCAACCCAACGAGGCCGACCCGGACAAGCUGGGCUUCGAUCCCUUUGACGUGACUAAGGUGUGGCCGCGCGGCCAGUUCCCCAUGCAGGAAUUCGGCAGGCUGGUCCUCAACAAGAACCCGGAGAAUUUCCACCGCGACGUCGAGCAGGCCGCCUUUUCGCCGGGCAGCAUGGUCCCCGGCAUCGAGGACUCGCCGGACCCGCUGCUCCAGUUCCGCAUGUUCUUCUACCGCGACGCGCAGUACCACCGCAUCGGCGUCAACCUGCACCAAAUUCCCGUCAACUGCCCCUUCAUGGCCAAGUCGUACGCGUCGCUCAACUUUGACGGGCCGAUGCGUACCGACGCCAACCACGCGGGUAACAAGCAGUACGCGCCCAACAGCUUCUCGCACAAGUUCCGCCCGGACGCGGCCGAGGCGCCUUACGUCGUGCACGACAACAUCAUGAGCCGCAAGAGCCACUACUGGCACGAGGGCAAGAAGAACGACUACGACCAGGCCACGCAGCUGUGGGCGCGCGUCAUGACGCCCCAGCAACGCGCCAACACGGCCAAUAACAUUGCCAAGUACCUGUCGCGCGUCCAGUACCCCGAAAUUCAAAAGAAGUACCUCGCCCAGCUGUACAACAUCUCGCCCGACUGCGCCAAGGGCGUGUUUGAGCGCAUGCCCCAGCCGCAGUUUGAUCUGACCGAGGUCGAGAAGCUCGCGCAGGACGCGCACACGUGGUACAGGAACAAGGCCUUCCUUCCCAGCGGCGGGGAGAAACUGGCGGGUUAUGCGCCGCCGCAGGCUGUCUAUGGCAUGUAAUUGAUGUAGCUGCCAGGGCUCUCGCGGAUACGCGGUUUCCUAGGUACGUAUUUGAAAUGUGGUCCCACUAUGCUUUGGACAUGCUUUUCUAUAGUUUUUUGUUUGUUGAUUUUGGCGUACUGUGGAUGGAUCGGGUGCUAGGUACAAUUAAGGGGUACUGGACAGGUAUGUACAACGAGUCCAAUCUUACAGGAACUCGCCAUCCUUUUAUCCAACACCACUGUGGCUCUGUGCCCUGGCCUGUCAAUAACUGGUCUGCCAAAACCAGAAACGGGCUUCUUAGUUCUUAGAGACGAGGAGGACCCGUCGACAAGAAUGA